Stylonychia lemnae is the source of this 5790-nucleotide messenger RNA. The record is from the annotation of a GenBank genome assembly. NCBI's taxonomy places the organism in Eukaryota, Ciliophora, Spirotrichea, Sporadotrichida, Oxytrichidae.
AUGAAGAAAGACAAUUAUCAUUAUGAGAGGUUAUCUGAGCAGCUUGAACAUAUGGACAAGAAGUCAAUGGACAAGUUAAAACAAAACCUGAGAGAUUCUUACCUAUAACUUAAAGACCUCAAUCACAGAUGCCUAAUAGAUUUAUCGAAUGUUGAGAAAAAUGACAAAAGAAUAUUCUAUUUCAAACCAGAAAGCGUUUUACUAUAAGACCCUGAAAAGCAAAGACAGUUUAGAGAUAACUUGAUUAAAAAAGUAGCCUCAGCUCCAAAUAUUAAGCAAAAUCCUACAUUAUCAGAAGAGCUAACUCAUGAGAUGAAUUCAACGAUGAUUGAUCUUACUGAGCCAGACUCUGUUAGAAUAUAGUUAGCUUAAUUCUACCAAAGAAGGCUUUACAACAUUCAACACAAGAAAUACAAGCUGCUGCUAAGAUGGGCUCACUUUGCUUUGACUUCUGAAUACCUAGAUAGAAUUGGUCAUCAUGGAACUUUCACUUAUGGACGAUUGUAGAGACCUAGAACCAAAGGAGCAGAUGAUGAAAUUUCUUCAAGUAUGUAUAAUGAAAAUCCCAGAAAGGAUCCAUUGAGUUGUAUUAGAAUGGAUGAUUUUGAGAUAUACCUGAGGUAGCAAUCAUAUGAAGUAAAACUUUUUAGAACUGUAGAAAAGUUCAUUGCCAGAUUAAAAUGGCUACCUCAUUUUAAGAGAUAUGAUAUGUUUAAAGAGUCUCAUAUUCUAAUAAAAGUUGAGUAAGAGAAAUUGUACAAUUAAUAGCGAGAAUUUGAAAAAAGAGUAAGGUAAAGAUUCGAUCAAUCUAAUAUGAGGAAAUCAGAUGAUUUAAUUGUUUAAAUGGAAGAGAUACUCUAAGUAGAUUAUAAUUCAGCAAAAAUUUAAUCAAAUCAAUACUUUACAAAGGCUCCUACAAGCAUUACUAAUGUUAUGGAACUUUAAUUGAUUAUUUAAGAGAGAGCUGCUGAGUUUAAGAUAUUCGGUGAUAUAGAAUUGGAUGAGGGUCAUUCAUUCACAUAUCAGGUUAACAUUUUCUUUACAACCUACUUUUAAAGAUAAAUAAUCAAGAGCUAGUUUUCAAUCUAUGAUGCAACAGUAAGAGAUAUGAAAGAUGCUUACGAAAGUAAUGAAGAAGUUGAUGAUGAUGUUGGAGAUCUAAAUGAAAUUCAAAGAAGAAACUUGAAAUCUCUUAUGCUUAUAGAUUUUCAGAUGGUAGAUCAUUUCAAUAGUAACUAAGAUCAAGGAAAUCUAUUUCUACUAAAAAAAGGAAAAAAAAUCAAUGAGCAAAUUCCUGAAUUGAAAAAGAAUUUUUAGGACAUCAUAGUAAUCAGACUAAAAAAAUGUUACUGGCUGCAUGAAGUUUUAUUAAGACCUAGAGUUGAUGAAACUAUGAGAAGAUAAAACGCAUUUUUCUCAUUCGAAUAUGCACCAGAUCUACUACUCUAGUCUAUUUAAGACUUCACUGAAAUAAAUGAUAUUUCUUCGAUCAAUACAAUUUACAACGACUUGACAAAUAUUUACAACUAAGUUGUCUAAAAUUAAGAAAAGAUGAUUGAUGAUUUUGAAUAAAUAGUAAAAACAAGCUUAGUAACAGAUUAAUAAGCCAAAAAGCUACUAGAUCAUUUCAAAGAAGCCUUAAAAAUUCAUACUUAGGAAAACAAACAUCUAAAUCGUAUGAAAAAUGAAGAGUCUUCUCAAGAGUAAAAGGUCUUAGUUUCAAAAAACUCUAUUUUAAGAGUGCUACCAAAGCAUUACAUUCAGUCUAUGUAUACUUUAAGACAUAUGAAAAUUAGAGAUACUAAGACCAAGCUUUUAUAUGCACUAAACUUUUUUAGAGCAGUGCAGAAAAGACUAACUCUUGAUUUGAGAGAGUUUGUUGGUAGAGAAGUUGUUAGUUAAAAUGUUGAUUCACAACCACCUUAAGAGGCAAUAUACACUGGCAAAAGCUCAUAGAUUAUAAGUGGAAAUAUAAACUAUUCUUUCAAGUAAACAGAUAAGACCCUUGAUAAAAAUGAACCUAAAAUAGAGCCUUAAUUAAAAGAUGAAAAUGACGUUGAGGACAAUGAGCAUGAUGAAGAUCAGCAAUUUGAUAAAACUAAUCUAUUAGAUGUGAAAAAAUGGAAGUAUAACGGAUAGUUCCAUAAUCAUAUGCUUAAUACUUGCCCUAUAAUUCCUUAAUUUCAUUCAACUCAUGGAGAACCAUUAUAAGAUAAAUUUACCUAACAAGAUUUUACAGAUUCAAAAUCAACUACUAAAACACAUGUGACAAGGAAAAGUUCUUCAUAUCUUACCAGAAUGGAUUUCUUUAAGGUAAAUGAAGAAUCUAAAGAAAUUUUCGUAAUUGAUGAUUAUGGAAUGUACAUAUUAUACGACUGCUCUCUAGAUGAUAUGGUUUAAUUAGACAAAGAAAUACUUAAAAUAGGAACAUAUUUCAUAAAGAAAAAUGAGAGCUAAUUUGAUUUCAAGCAAUAUAAAUUCCCCUUGGUUGAGAGAUUCUAACUAAUGGAAGAUAUAGUAGUAUCUGAAUUUGAGUUUUACUACAUCAAAGCGAAAUUAGUAAUGGUAUAUUUAGAAGCAUAUGAGCAUAUAUGUGAUCCAUUAGAAUAGUAAAGAAUGAUGUAGAUUAUAAUUGAUCUAAUAAGCUCGAGACCUAGAAUAGAUUAUCAGAAUAGUAACUAUUUCAUGGAAAGUUAUAAAGCUGAGAUCAUAUGUUAUGAGACUCAUUAUAGACUCAUGAGAGAAGUUGUUGAUUAUCAAAUGAAAAUGGAGAAAAAGGAAAAUUAAAGUAUGAGAGAUUAUUUGUAAAUGACCUAUAAAAUUGCUAAUUAAUAUGUAAACAAGUAAUGGUCAGACUCAAAUUAGGAAGAUAUCAAGAAGGAUGUCAAAACAAGGCAAGUCAUAUAAGGUGGAAUGAGAUUUAAUGAUCUUUAAGAAAUAUAAGAAUAACUAAAGGAAUAAUAAGAGUAAUAAAGGCAGAGUUAAGAUCCUAGCAACAAAGAUGAUGCAGAUAAUUAACAAAGAGAAAGUAAUGUAGACAAGUUCGCUGAAAUUUUGGGAUUAAAAAAUUAAACAGUGGAAUAGAUGAUGAAAACUUAAUCUAGGAGUGAUGAAAUAACGGAAGAAGCAAUGAAUUAAGAUGCAAAUUUCAUUAAAACCUAAGAGGGAUAUCCUGUUUUUAUAAGAGACAGUAAUGAUUCACUUUCAAGAGUUAAAUUCACAGACUUUUCCAAUGAAAUUGGAGUACUAGAUUUCUAUGAAUCACUCACAGCUAUUCCAAAAGUAGUUGCUUCAAUCUAAAUAGUAUUUGAAGAGGUGGUAGAGACUUGUAUGCCUGCUAAUUAGCUUUAACUGAUAUCCCUGAAUACAAUAUACCUAGAAAAAUGUUUUGUAGAGUUUAAGAAAUGUGUGGCUUUUGCAUAGGAUGAAUUAAUUGAAUACAAGGGAUCUUAAUAUAUAGAGAAUGAUUUGAUAAUGACAUCUCCUGAUAAAUUGAUGUUCUUGAUUAAAGAUAUGGUAGGUCAUCUGUCCAGAACCUACAAGAAGAGUUUAAAUCCAUUCUUUGUCUCUAAGCUUGAUUUUUUUACUGUUCACAACUUCUAGUUUUAAGAUAUGCUAAAAGAAUAAAUGCAAACCUAACUAAGACUUGAUGUUAAUUUUACGAGAAAUUUCAUAGAAACUCAGCUUCAAAGCAAAGGAAAUUAAGCAAGAUUUUUCCCCAAAUUGCGAGAAGAUGAUAGAAAAGUUAAUGUACCCCCAAUGCUUUUGGUAUUUUGUAAUUUGAUUGAAGUUAUUAGAUUAAGAGAGUUGAUGAUAACUAAUCUCAGUGAGACCUAAGUUCUCACUGAUUUUUACAUGCAUCUUAGAGAUUUAGUCAACAGAAGCAACUACAAGCUACUUUACCAGAACUAGCUCAUCUUUGAAACAUUUGCAGUUUCCAAGGAGUAAAUAAACUUCGUAGAAGAUGGAUCACUCACAGAUGUUGAUAUUGACUUAGCUAUUAAUGAAUAUGAUUCUAAUUUAAGGUCUAAUCUUAAUUUCAUGAAUUCAGAAUCUGUUUAAUGUCUAGUUUUAGAUGGAGGUGUUUCUGAACUUAGGGCUGCCACUACAUAUCAAGUUUUGUAGAAACAACUAUUGAUUGUAGCAGUAAAAACUAACAUGAAGAUGAUGGACUAGUAUAUGAGAGCUGUAGCUGAGAUUGAGUUAUUUUAAUAGUAUCGAAUUAAAGUUGAAAAUUCUAUAGUUGAUUAUAAAGUUUUCUAUAGACUCAAUGGGACGGUUAAUGAUGAGCUUGUAGCAUCAUAUAGAUCAAAGUACUCCAGCAAUAUGACUUAUGAAUUAGCAGAAGAAUUUAUGCAGAUACUACCCAUUAAAUAGCAUGCAAGAGCUAUUGUUGAAAAAAAGUUUAAGCAGACAAUUAACUAAUUGGCUAAUUUAAAGGAGCAAUAUCUAGAUAUUACUUCAUAAGUUCAACAAAUGCCUAACUAUUCAAUAGCUUGGCUUAUGCGAGACUAUAAGAUAUCUCUAUUAUUUUGUCUGAGCAAUUAGAUAUGCAAAUAAAAUAUGAUAGAGGCUACCAAGUUUGAAUGCAUGCAAAGUACUUUUGAAAUAAAGAAGCUAAUGAAUUUGCUGCCAAAGGACAUUGCAUUAUUUAAAUUGCAAGAAAAUGAGAUGAAGGAUUGUUUCUUCCAAAAUAUGUAUUAUGACAAAACUACUGAAUUAGAAGAGUAACCUUAUUUUACCAGCAUUGAGACUGGUGAAUUAUAAAAUAUACUUGUUCUUCCCUCUUACAAAUCACUGAAUAAAAUUCAAUGUUACACUCAAGAAGAAAAGAAAAUCAUAGAAGAUAUCACAUGCUUUGACUAGGUCUCAAAAUAGCUUGAGUACUAAUUGGAUUAAUUCAAAAGAAACAACAUCGACCAUGUAAAUUUGAAGUAAAAAAUGAGAAAGGUAAUUAUUGAAUUGAAGAAGCACUUAAAUUCAGAUUUAAAAGUAGUAUAAGAACAAAUAAUGAUUGGUAAAUUGAGAAUGCUUUAAAAAACUUUGCUUGAUAUGUUUGAGAUGAAUUUUUAUCUCUCUAAACUUUAGAUGCAUCCUCUAGAAUGCUUAUAAAUGGAAAUAGCAGCUGAAAAAUUCCUUCCGUUUUGGUAACCUUAAGAUACAUUAUUAGAGGAUUAGCUAUUGACUGAAGUUGAAGAUGAAGGUCUUGGAGAGAAGAUAAUGAAAAAAUUGAUUUUUGAAAAGAGGCAAAAAUAGAGUUUGAAUGACGAGAUGGAACAAUUAGGUAAAACUGUAAGAAGUGUUUUCAUAAGAAUGAUCAGUGACAUUGUCACAGGAACUUUACAAGAAUCUCUUGAUUAUCUUCAGAGAUACAAUUAAUUAACACACUACAAAAUCAUAGCAGGAAUUUUGAAUGUGCUAAAUAGUUUCUACUUAAAAAAUAAAUCUCCAAAAUCAUUACUUGAUCUCCAUUGGGGAUUCAGAGAAAUAUCCUCAAUAGAUCUUAUAUCUCCAGUAUUUUCUAAUGGAACUGUAAUUCAUUAUACUUUGAUUGAUCCUUAUCAAAGAUAAAUAAGCCAUUAGAUGAAGCAAGAUUAUGAAUAGUUUAAUCGAACUAUAAAAGGUUUAAAAUGUGAAAAUGAACUGAUAACUGGAGAAUUUGUCCUAAUGGAAGAUUUGUUUUAUUUAGCUACGAGUCAGAUACCAAGUUCAAAUUAUGUUGGAAAGAGCUAUAGUAGAUAGUACAAAUAUCUAAAUGUAAUAUAAUUUUUUAAUUUAUUUAGAGUAUGA